UACGUCAUGCAAUGAACUAUUUGUUUGAUAUAAAUAUUUCAUUAAAUAUUAACUCUUUUUAUCUCAUCACCCACGCGUAUUUUACGGAUCUCUAACCCUUGGUUUCCUCCUGUUGAGAUAAUUUUGCUUUAAUAUAAUGCUAUAACAGUGCUUUUGGAACCAUUGUUAUAAUCAGCCAAUAUUGAUAUUUAAUGUUAUAAUGAAUUAUAAAGUAUUAAGACUUCUGGUUUUUUUACUUUUAGUGAACAUAAAACUUGUGUUGUCAUUAUAUAGCAAAACUUGGAAUGAAAGUUACGAAAAUAAUAAAUGUCCUAAACUUUAUCCAAAAAAUUUUGACAACCAUAUGCCAGUGGGUAAUUUAACUGCGGGGAACUAUACUGAGAAAACAGACUUAAAGGGUCUUAGACAGUGUGUGAUGGCAUGUUGUCUUGAGGACUCUUGUAAUAUUGUGUUCAUUGUUGAGUCCCGAUGCUUCCAUGUAGAAUGUGUUAGUGAUGAACUCUGCCUGCCUUUACCCAGAGUUGCGAGUCGAAAAUGGGAUUCACAUGUAUCAAUGAUCCUCGUAAAGCCAGUUUUGUCCAAUGAAAACUGGUCAGAUAUUCUAGAUCAGUCUAACUUUAGAGAAUUGAAUAAUAAUUUUUCACCAGAAGAUGAGUCAAUUUAUUCAUUCUCCAAUCACCGUAAUGAACUCGCAGAUGAUGACGAAUCAACUUUUCUCACUCACUUCAUUAAUAAUCUCCCCAAUAUAGAAGAAGAUGAUCGUCAAAAUUUUGAAAAAUACACAGACAGUAACGACAAUGAAAUGAUGUUGGCAUCAAGAUUCUUAGAAAAAAAUUCUUGUGAAGUAGGUGCUGAUGAUUGUCCCUAUAAUUCAGAGUGCAUACCCAUUGGUCUAAAAAUGCAAAAUGGUAUUUGUAAAUGUGUGAUGGGUACGGAAGAAAAUGCUCAAGGUGCUUGUGUUCCACACAGGCCAUUUUCUAAGGGCCCUACUAUACCAAUUGAAUCUAUAAAAAAAAGUGAUAAUUUGAUAUCAGAAAUGAGAACAGAAGAUCUAAAAGCUGAUAAACCAGUAACAAGACAAAAUUUGACUGUGUCAAUUUCAUCGAAGGAAGUACAGCUUCCUGACAAUGAAGUGACUUUAGCUGCCUACACUAUCCCAGAUGAGAAAUCAACUAUGAGUCACUAUAACUAUGUGUGGACACUAGUGGAUCAACCUAAAGAUGGAUUUACAGGUAAUAUGAACCAAAAUGCUGGAACAGUGACUUUGACGGAUCUUAAAGAAGGGCAAUAUAGGUUCAAGGUGACAGUGAAUAGUACAAAUUCAUAUGGUGAAGCUUUUGCGAAUGUGACAGUUCUACCACCGAAGCGUACCAACACACCACCAAUGGUCGUCAUUACACCACAGUCGCAGAAUGUCAAACUACCUAAUUCUGGAGCUGUUUUGGAUGGUAGUGCAAGUAAGGAUGAUGACGCAAUAAUAGCAUGGCAUUGGGAGUUGACAUCAGGCCCGAUUGGAUACCAACCGCCAUUACCCGAUGGACCCACAUUAGUCUUGAAAGAUCUAAAGCAGCCAGGAAAAUAUACAUUUAAAUUGACUGUUGAAGAUUCUGACCAUGUGAAGAAUUCAACCACAGCUAAUAUAACCGUUAUUAAUCAUACGGAUUAUCCACCAGAAGCGAAUGCAGGUCAAGACGUGAUAAUAUAUUUACCAAACAAUAACUUAACACUGAAUGGAAGUUUGUCGACCGACGACCACGAGAUCACGUCCUGGGAAUGGACCAAGGCCGCCGAGGACGAAAACAAAGCUGUGGAUAUGCAAAAUACGCACUCGCCAUACUUGCAGCUGUCGAACCUGUCGGAGGGCGUGUACACGUUCGUGCUGCGCGUGACGGACUCGUCGGGGCAGACGUCGAGCGCCGACGUGCACGUGUUCGUGAAGCCGCCCACCAACACGCCGCCCGAGGCCGGCGCGGGGGACGACGCGUUCAUAUCGCUUCCUCAAACAUGGAUAACCUUGAACGGUUCGACGUCGCACGACGAUCACAGGAUCGUUGCGUACACUUGGCGUUGUCUGUCCGGACCCACUAACUCUAACAUUGUCGGCUUUAACGAGUCCAUCGCGAACGCGACCGCCCUCACGAAGGGACAGUACGUGUUCUCUCUCACCGUGCUCGAUGAUAACGGAAACUCAGCCAGCGAUAACGUUACGGUUACUGUGACUCAGAAUAAAAAUAGUCCUCCGAAAGCGGACGCUGGAGGAGAUCAAGUAUUAAACUUGCCACUAUCGGUUCUAAUUCUAAACGGCUCAAAGUCGUCCGACGAUUUUCGCAUCGUUUCAUGGAAAUGGACUCGGUCCGCGUCCGGCUUAGCAGCCGGCACGGUUAUACUACACUCAGAUACAAAACCAGUUUUAAUGCUAACGGACAUAGAACCGGGAAGAUAUGUGUUCGAAUUAACAGUAACGGACGAUCAAGGCGAAUCCGACAGAGACACGGUCAGCGUCCAAGUUAAAGCUGACCCGUUGGAAAUGAAACUUCUCGAAAUGACUCUCAACGUUCCGAUUUCGACAUUCACGAAGAGCCAACUCGAUUCUCUCGUUCAAAAAAUGAACUUGCUAAUAAAAGAUGACGUGACAGUUAAUGUAACCGAAAUUCGAGGCGAAGUGGACACUGGAAACACAUUGAUAAUAUACUUUUUAUCAGAAAAGGGCGUCGCCGCGGACGGCAUGUGGGCGCUGUCGCAGUCGCGCGCGGCGGCGCUGAGCGCGGGCGCGCGGCGCGUGCGCUCGCUGCGCUGCCUGAGCACGUGCUCGGGCCGCGGCGUGUGCGAGCAGGCCACGCGCACGUGUCGCUGCGACGCCUUCUGGAUGCAGAGCUUAAUCACGCAGCUCCAGCCUGAUUCGCAGCCCGAUUGCGACUGGUCGGUGGUGUACGCGAGCGUGUGCGGCGCGGCGGCGCUGUGCGCGACGUGCGCGGUGGGGUACGCGUGCGCGCGCGCGCUGCGCCGGGCCUGCGCGCCGCGCCCGCGCCGCCCCAACUACCGCCUGCUGCCCUUCGCCGACCACGAGGAGAAGCCCUUCACAAGCAAAGCCCUAUCUGAAACCGACACCGAUUCGGACGUACUAUACGAAACCAAAAGCAAAAUGACCUCCUUUGGGUCGCGAUCGAUGAACGGUGAGCUAGCACACGGUAACGGCUGGAAAAACGGACAUAAUAAAAUGUCGAGAAAGAUAAAAACGUAGCUCCGUCAUAUCGUGGACUUAUCUCCACGAAGUCUCGACCACCAUGUGAUAGAAUCAGUUACAUAGCUUCGUAACAUAUAAGACCAACAAUUACGCUAUUUACUUAAAUGUUCUUAUUAUUGCUUUUGAAAUUAGUUUGAAGGAACAUCAUGUAGUGUUCCUAUAUUCUACGUUAUAUAUAUAAUAUAAUGAAGUUAUUUUUAUAAUAACAAUCUUUUGUCUAUUUUUUUAUGUUAAACAUAUGAAUACUUGCUAUCCAUCAGGUCUUAGUUACUCCUACAGAUUCCGAAUAAUGUGUAGUCUAUUUCAAUUAAAGUAUAACUAAAAACAAUCGAAACAUGAAUAUUACUUUACAUUCCAAAAUGUUCUUAGAAAAAAAGAUAUUUCGACGAAUAUUUAAUAUUGGAGUAGACUACUAAAAUAUUUUAAAAAACAAUUACUUGCAUUAUAUGAACUAAAGGUCGUUGUGUUAACACCAGAAACAAACAACCAUGGCUACAAUGACGUGAGAAGUGUGGAUUAAAACAUUGUAAAUAAAGGUUAGAGCUGAUUUCUUUCACGAUGUGUUUACGAAAAUAUGCGUAAAUUAUCUUGUAGGUUACAUUAUUCUCAAAAAAUACGCACAUACCUCUCUGUAUGUACAUUACAAUACAUCCAGUAUUAAUUUUAUCCUAAAGAACAAUUACAGUAUUCUCGCAUAAGUAGCUGUGUGAACUUGCAGUUUUUAUAAUAAUUGACUUUAAUUGUUCACCUUGAGGCUUAUUAUGCACAUAUAUUGAUUAUGUAAUUUUUGUAUUAUGAUACUGAUAAAUUUAAUUCUGUUUUAACUAUGUAUGUUUAUUUUUGUAUAUUUAUUUAAGGACUAGUCUACUUUUAGCUUAAAAAAUCUAAUGCGCAUUUUUACUUUAAUGUACUUAUUUUUACCUAAAGUGAAUCAGUAGCUUGAUGAAAGGCUUUGACAUAUACUGAUUAAUUAUAAUUAGAAAUAAGUGUUAAAUUUAGAAAAACAGUAGAAAAGUUUUGUCAAAAUGACAUUAUAUUCUAGUCGUAAAUAUAGUGAUACAUUUUAAUAGAGUAUUCCCAAUUUUAUAUCAUGUG
This is a messenger RNA of Vanessa atalanta (red admiral), 4339 nucleotides long. RefSeq names its product dyslexia-associated protein KIAA0319. The transcript is spliced from 14 exons. Gene Ontology annotation, cellular component: plasma membrane; cytoplasmic vesicle. The record is from RefSeq and is a predicted model, not a curated record. NCBI's taxonomy places the organism in Eukaryota, Metazoa, Arthropoda, Insecta, Lepidoptera, Nymphalidae. The coding region runs from base 200 to 3241 and encodes 1013 amino acids.